Nannizzia gypsea CBS 118893 is the source of this 507-nucleotide messenger RNA. RefSeq names its product DNA topoisomerase 3. Gene Ontology annotation, molecular function: DNA binding; DNA topoisomerase type I (single strand cut, ATP-independent) activity. Gene Ontology annotation, cellular component: nucleus. NCBI's taxonomy places the organism in Eukaryota, Fungi, Ascomycota, Eurotiomycetes, Onygenales, Arthrodermataceae. Bases 1 to 507 code for a protein of 168 amino acids. Gene Ontology annotation, biological process: DNA topological change. The record is from RefSeq and is a predicted model, not a curated record. The transcript has 4 exons.
AUGGUCUCUAAAAUUUUAUGCGUUGCAGAGAAACCUGCAAUCGCUAAGUUAGUGGCUCAGCAUCUGUCUGGCGGGCGCAUCAGAACAUCUGGAAUUGAAGGCAGUCAAUAUGUUAAAAAUUACGAAUUUGAUUUUACAUUCGGUCCCCCGUGGGGUAGCUGCUCCGUUGUUAUGACAAGCGUUCUAGGGCAUUUAACAGCCUCGGACUUUGAACCAAGAUAUAGGAACUGGAAUUCGUGCAAUCCAUCCCAACUCUUUGCUGCGAGCGUUAUCAUUGCUGUUGAUAAAGAAAAACUUGGCAUAGCUCAAAAUAUCAAAAGACAAGCCAGGAACUCCAGGGCUCUCUUUAUAUGGACUGAUUGUGAUAGAGAAGGGGAGCAUAUAGGCUCCGAAGUUCGAGAUCAAGCCGUGCUUGGUAACCCGAGCAUUGAAAUCAAAAGGGCAAAAUUUAGCAAUACCGAACGAACUCAUGUGCUACAAGCUGCUCGGAGACCUAAUAAGACUUGA